Molecule: messenger RNA, 888 nt
Organism: Nelumbo nucifera (sacred lotus)
Lineage: Eukaryota; Viridiplantae; Streptophyta; Magnoliopsida; Proteales; Nelumbonaceae
Product: dormancy-associated protein homolog 3-like
Source: RefSeq, a predicted model, not a curated record
CUCACUUCCUUCUCCCCUGUGGUUAUGGAGUUUUUAACUUUUUAAUUUCUGGAAGUCUCGGAGCUACAGGUCGCCACCAUGGGCCUUUUGGACAAGCUAUGGGAUGACACCCUUGCCGGUCCUCUGCCGGAUAACGGCCUAGGAAAACUCCGGAAAAACUCUACCUUCAGUUUCCGGCCAAACCUCGGCAAGGAAGCUGAUGGCGGAAACGGUAGAUCCUACGGUGAUGAGUCAACUGACGAGGCGAUGAGGGUUACCCGCAGUAUCACGAUUAUAAAACCUCCUGGAAACUUGACCAUUGGGAACGGAUCGCCACCUGUUUCACCAGCCGGAUCUACUCCUCCGGUAUCUCCGUUUUCCGGUAGCUGGGAGUCGAACCGGUUUCGGCGGAGAUCGAUGUCUGACGCGUACGAGAGGCGGAGGGAAACUGGAGCGAGGAGUAGUGAUGUGUGAGUGUGAGAUGUGAUCGAUGUACUAGGGUAUUCAGUAACGACAGAAGCUACUGCUUUUAUGUGUUGGUGUUGCAAUGAAGGAGAAAUCAGCUAAGCGAUCGAGUUACGAUUAGUAGGUUAUGUAUUACUUACGGAAACUGUGUGUAGGCUUGUAUUAUAUGCACGGCGGUCAGUCGGUCCUCGGUCGAUCGUGUAUAUAAUUUGCAUUUGUAUCGUGUCGUGUGCCGGGUUGUUGCCCUUUUUUUAAGUUUGUUCUUAGUGUACUCAUCACCGUGUACUGCUCUCUGCUAGUUAAUUAAAAGUGAAGAAGAAGAAGAAGAAGAAGAAGAAGAGGGGAUCUGGUCUGGUUGUUUUUUUUUUUUUUUUUUUUUUCUGUGUGUGUGUGUCUGUAGAGUUGAAUUCACGGAAUGAGAACUGUUUGUCAGUUUUUCUUAUU